Molecule: messenger RNA, 1173 nt
Organism: Protopolystoma xenopodis
Lineage: Eukaryota; Metazoa; Platyhelminthes; Monogenea; Polystomatidea; Polystomatidae
Source: the annotation of a GenBank genome assembly
AUGGAUCGUAGGUCCUCCUCCCCUGAGGAUGACGUGUCGGAUGAACCGGAAGCGACUAUUUUCGGUAAUGCCGAUGACAUCAGACACAUUCCACCCUCUACAGACGAUGCGCCCACUCCACUCUCCGAAAUGGAACUGGCCAGAUUGCAGGCUGAACGCAAUAAAGUUGCUGCUCAACUCGCAAUUCUUACCAACCGUUACACGACUUUUCGAGCAGAACUCGACGGUCCGGCAAUCCGGCGUCUCGAGGCGAUCAUUUCACUGGAGUCUGAGCUGGUUCGUCAGAAGCGCAAACUUCUCGAUCAGUCGGCAUCUACCGAAGAAGAAGAAGAUGCCGCUACCACUGGCAGGCUUGUCAUCUGUUCUGCUCUUCAGGCCAGCUGGCGGGGUCUUGAACGCUCUUCUCGGGCCCGCGGAUGUCGAUUGGAUGUGGCCGCCAAAUUCAUUAGCUUCCACCACGAGUACGAGUGCCUUGUGAGCUGGUUGGUCGCGAAAACCCGUCUUCUAGCCUCCACCGAUGAGCUGGAUCUCGAUCUGACGGGAGUAGUGCACCUGCAGCGACGGUUACUUGGCUGGCCGGCUGAUUUGGCCAGAUUGUAUUCGCGGCUGGAUAAAGCUCAAGAAACGGCUGCCCGACUGAAACACUGCCUACGCCGGGAGGCGGGACCAAGGCGGGAUCUAAGACUGGCAUCAAGUGAAUGGCGGGCCGCUGAUCAGGAUCUUGAUGAAAUCCAGCUCUGGCUUCGGCGCAUGCAAAGAAUCGCUGCCUCUACGGAUACCCGACCUCAGAAUCUGCUUGAUGCCCAACGGACAUUGGGCGAACACCAACAGCUCUGGGCUGAGAUUAUGGCUAGACAAACUGAGUUCAAUCGACUUCUUAGUUGUGGUCGCCAGGUCGUGUCAGAGCGUCCACUGUAUAAGCAGCCGUCAAAAGCGGCGGUAACAACGACCAUUCAGGACACAGAAAUGGGCAACAAGACGCAGGAGGAACUUGGUGACAGUCAAGAGCUCGAUGAGGCAAACAAGCCAUAUGCUGAUCUAAACGAUCGCCUAAACAGUCUAGAAGAAGGCUGGACUGAAUUAGGUCGGAUAUGGCAAGACAGACAAGAAGCUCUACAGUUGAAUCAUGCCUAUCAGGUAUCCUUGGUUGCUGUGCGCGCUAGUGAAUUCUAA